CACCACCGCCACUGAGCUGCUGGUUCACAGACAUAACACAAACCACGGCGUCUCUGAACUGGCAAGACGACGACAUUGCCUGUAUGAUCACUAACCACAGUAUUAUUUGGUGGUGGGACGUCCUAUGGAAUGAUGAAGUUGGAUUAGAGGAAACUUUCAUCGCGCUGAAUCACAUUAACCUGACUAACCUUUCUCCCUACACUAAUGUCACAGCUGGUGUAGCAGCCGCCACUGACAGUGGUUAUGGUGCGCCCACAACUUGCUGGGGUCUUACACUUCAAGACAUACCUGGAGCUCCGGCAAUCACCACCAUCAAGUUAACUGAACACAGCAUCUAUGUCACUUGGUCUCCGCCCGAAGAAGCCAACGGACAAAUAUUAGGUUACUCAGUCAACAUUAUAAAUGAGAUUAGAAAUAUAACCUUAUAUACUGAUGGAAUGUAUAAUAAUGCUGUGAUCUUCGAUAUACAACAAAACCAGUCGUAUAAGAUCACAGUGGAGGCUGCAACUGAGGCAGGCUGGGGACUUCCGUCUGAUGCAGUGACUAUUUAUACCGCAGGUAAUGAGAUGUUAAGGAAGUCUUGAAUAUAGAGUGGAACUGGCUCACAGAUGGCUCCAACCUCAUCCUGUUUCCUACUUGUAUGUUCCAUAACAAUAAAAAUGCUUUCAAAUGAGCUGAUGUAUGUAACAGCUCUUAUCUUGUCAAUAAAGUUAGGAAUCCUUAA
Messenger RNA from Cherax quadricarinatus, 724 nucleotides. Lineage: Eukaryota; Metazoa; Arthropoda; Malacostraca; Decapoda; Parastacidae. The record is from RefSeq and is a predicted model, not a curated record.